Molecule: messenger RNA, 1548 nt
Organism: Falco peregrinus (peregrine falcon)
Lineage: Eukaryota; Metazoa; Chordata; Aves; Falconiformes; Falconidae
Gene: MEIG1
Product: meiosis/spermiogenesis associated 1
Cellular component (GO): nucleus
Source: RefSeq, a predicted model, not a curated record
UUCUGAGUCUGGGGUCCCCCUGGUUUACAGUCUUAUCAGUUGCAAAGUCCAGGUUGAUCUUCCUGGAAGUGGUACCUAUAGUUUCUUGGUAGCCCAUCAAUUAGUGUGAGUGGUGAGGUUUGUUUCUUGUCAUGGUCUCUAUGUUUGUUUUGUCAGGUCUGUGUCUCAGUAUAAUUUGUCUGGUUUUCCCUUUUUCCCUUGGGUUUCCCAAUUGACAAGGGCUCUGAUCAGAUAACCUUGCUGGAAUAAACAUUCUCACACUCCCACAUAGGCCCAUCAGUUAGUGUGACUGACCAUGUUUGGUUCUGAUCACUGCUUCCCUCACAAUUUACUGGUCAGGUUUGUGUCCCCAUAUGUUCUUGAUUUAUGGCUUCCUCCCUUCUUGCAUUGAAAAAGGCCUUUGACCAGAUGCCCUUAAAGGAGCAGACAUUCUCCUCCCACAUACCUUUCAAACUUGUUAAGGAAAUUACCAUAUGCAAGCUCAGGCCAGUUAGGAUUUUGUAGAUAUUGUGCUACGAUUGACAUUAAACCACCACUUUCCCAAAAACAAAACAACGGUAUAUGAAAUCUCACUCUUUCCCCUAAAUUAAGAGUAGGCAAACAUUUGUUGUCUUAUCAAAGUCUACUUUACUGUUUAAAUGAAAAGUGUUAAUGUUAUGCUGAAUAUUUUCUUACCAUUCUCUUGCAUUCUGUUAUUUGUCUCUGUAUGUCUGCUGUCUUUUGUCUCUUCCCUGAACUGGAGGCUGUCUGGAGUUCAGCUCAUCUCGUGCUCUUGUACAAUGAGACCAGCUGUAUGCCUGGAACUCAGACGUGCUACAAUAGGCAGAGAAUACAAUUUUUAAAGGGCUUAAAUAGCAGUCUAAAAAUACCAGGAUGGUGCUUUUAUUAUUUGAAGUUACCAAGCUGGCACUUUAAGUAUAUGAGCUUUGUACAAAUUUUUUGAGCAGGAAUGCCUGAGGACAGGCCAUCUGAAUUAAUGAUGACUCAGGGAGUGCCACACAUAUCUAGGUGUCUUGAAGAAGCAUGUUCAUUAUUCAGUACAUCCUAUAAAGAAGUACUUGACACUAGUAACACCUAAGUUAUUUCUGAAAUUUCUGGAGUCAUGGCUAAAGCUGACAUCAAACCAAAAUCUAUGCAUUAUGCCAAAAAAUGGUCAGAUGAUGUAGAGAACUUACACAGAUUUCAGCAAGCUGGAUACAGAGAUGAGGUUGAAUAUAAACAAGUAAAACAAGUUGAUAUGGUAGAGCAUUGGCCAGAAACUGGAUUUGUUAAAAAACUUCAGAGAAGGGACAAUACGUUCUAUUAUUACGAUAAGCAAAGAGAAUGUGAAGACAGAGAAGUCCAUAAAGUGAAAGUUUAUGUGUAUUAGUUUGUUUAUUGUUCUAAUUUGUUUGUAUCUUCUUACAAACCUGUUUGUUAGAAUAUGUAAGUAAAUGAGAUCGUGUAACCUAACUUACUUACUAGUCACCUUAUUUAGACUACAUGGAAAUUUCUUAAAUUUGUAUGAGCUCUGUUAGAGAAAUGACUGAAAACUACUCAGAAGCAACA